Mycosarcoma maydis (corn smut) is the source of this 1455-nucleotide messenger RNA. Its product is annotated as putative glutathione-disulfide reductase GLR1. The coding region runs from base 1 to 1455 and encodes 484 amino acids. Gene Ontology annotation, cellular component: mitochondrion; cytosol. The record is from RefSeq and is a predicted model, not a curated record. The transcript has a single exon. Gene Ontology annotation, molecular function: NADP binding; glutathione-disulfide reductase (NADPH) activity; flavin adenine dinucleotide binding. Gene Ontology annotation, biological process: glutathione metabolic process; cellular response to oxidative stress; cell redox homeostasis. NCBI's taxonomy places the organism in Eukaryota, Fungi, Basidiomycota, Ustilaginomycetes, Ustilaginales.
AUGCCUCCGGUUCCCAAACCCACUUCAACGCACUAUGACAUGGUCGUCAUCGGUGGUGGAUCCGGCGCUAUGGGUGUCUCGCGUCGUGCUGCGGCUUACGGCAAGAAGGUCUGCGUGAUCGAAGAGGACGGUCGGCUGGGUGGGACGUGCGUCAACGUCGGUUGUGUACCCAAGAAGCUCAUGUGGCACGCUGCGGAUAUGGCAGAGCAUCUCAAGGAAGCGCCGGAAUACGGCUUCGGCGAUGUGGUCAACAAGCCCAAGGUGCCCGAAUUCGCGUGGAAAUACUUUGCCGAGAAACGCGAUGCAUACGUUCGCAGGCUGAACGGUAUCUACGACCGAAACCUGGACAAGGAUGGCGUCGAGUAUCUGUCGGGCCAUGGAAAGCUAACUGGUAAGAACGAGGUCGAGGUGACCAUGCGCGGCCAGGAUGGAUCGUUCAAUGCGGGCACAUACAAGAUCACUGGUGAUCGCAUUGUGAUUGCCACCGGCGGUAGACCAGUCAUUCCGAGCGACGACAAGAUUCCCGGUGCUUCGUUGGGGAUCGACUCGGACGGCUUCUUUGAGCUCAAGGAACAGCCAAAACGUGUGGCGGUCGUUGGCGCAGGUUACAUCGCCGUUGAGCUUGCCGGUGUAUUCAACACGCUCGGCUCGCAAACGCAUUUGCUCAUUCGACACGAUACCUUCUUGCGACCAUUCGACCCGAUCAUCUCCGAGACGUUGCAGGAUUACAUGUCCAGAACCGGACUCAACGUUCACAAGCAGACUAACAUCACCAAGGUGGAAGGUAGCAAAGGCGGACCUCUCACGAUUCACACUGACAAGGGAGAUAGUAUCGAAGUGGACUGUCUGCUGUGGGCGAUUGGUCGACGACCGAACACGGACAACCUCGGACUUGAGACGGUGGGUGUGCAACUGGACAAGGGAGGCAACAUUGUUGUGGACAAGUACCAAGAGACGAACGUGCGUAACGUAUUUGCGAUCGGUGAUAUUCAGGGCAAAGCGUUGCUCACUCCCGUAGCGAUUGCAGCGGGACGUAAGCUCUCGAACCGUCUUUACUCGAAUCAUGCGUCGCUCAAAGACGACCACAUGGACUACGACAACAUCCCCACCGUGAUCUUCUCGCACCCCACAUCCGGCACUGUCGGUCUGUCGGAAGCGCAAGCCGUCCAGAAAUUCGGCAGGGAAAACGUCUCGAUCCACACGUCCAAGUUCACCUCGAUGUACUACGGCAUGUUGGACCACAAGGCUCCUAGUGCGUUCAAAAUGGUCGUCGCUCCAGGUGACAAGGUGGUCGGUUUGCACAUCGUCGGCUUGGGCGCAGAUGAGAUGCUGCAGGGUUUCGCCGUCGCUAUCAAGAUGGGCGCUACAGUCAAGGAUUUCCAGGACACAUGUGCUAUCCACCCUACCAGCGCUGAAGAGGUCGUCACUAUGAUUCCUACCACCAAGCACGCCUGA